Messenger RNA from Aspergillus clavatus NRRL 1, 1995 nucleotides. RefSeq names its product putative exonuclease. Lineage: Eukaryota; Fungi; Ascomycota; Eurotiomycetes; Eurotiales; Aspergillaceae. Bases 1 to 1995 code for a protein of 664 amino acids. Gene Ontology annotation, cellular component: nucleus. Gene Ontology annotation, molecular function: 5'-flap endonuclease activity; metal ion binding; DNA binding. Gene Ontology annotation, biological process: DNA double-strand break processing; DNA recombination; mismatch repair. The transcript has 2 exons. The record is from RefSeq and is a predicted model, not a curated record.
AUGGCUGAUUGUCAUAUAGGACUCCAUGGCCUUCUCAAAUCGAUCCAGAAGCCAUGCCACCUGAAGAAGUUCAAUGGCCAGACUCUUGGAGUUGAUGCAUAUGGAUGGUUGCAUCGUGGCACUGUUGCCUGUGCGGUUGAUCUCGUUCUCGAACGGCCUAAUACUAAACAUCUCGAUUUUGUCCUCAACCGAGUCCGUAUGCUCCUCUUUUUCGGAGUAACCCCAUAUCUUGUCUUCGAUGGCGAUGAUCUACCAAGCAAGUCCGGGACAGAGUCCGAGCGGCUUCAAAGACGACAAGCAAGCAAAGCCCUUGGAUUGGAACUCCAACGUAAAGGGCGUACCGCGGAAGCUUAUCAGGAACUCCAGAAGGCGGUGGACGUCACACCCAAUAUGGCUCGCCAGCUGAUCGAAGAACUCAAAAAGAUGGAGGUUCAAUACGUGGUAGCACCGUACGAGGCGGAUGCACAAUUGGUUUACUUGGAACGAGAGGGCAUCAUCGAUGGCAUCAUCUCUGAAGACUCGGACUUGCUUGUCUUUGGUGCGAAACGGCUCUUGUCCAAGCUCGAUCAACAUGGGGAAUGCAUCGAGAUCAAUCGCGCGGAUUUUACGGCCUGUCGCGAAGUUAGUCUGAUAGGGUGGACGGAUGCCGAUUUUCGACGAAUGUGUAUUCUCAGCGGGUGCGAUUACCUUGCCAACAUCCCACGAAUGGGGUUGAAGACGGCUUACCGCAGUAUCCGCAAAUACAAGAAUGUCGAGAAAUCGAUACGCAUGCUGCAAUUCGAUGGACAAUAUCAAGUUCCUGCUGAUUAUCUCAAGAAAUUCCAGCAAGCCGAGCUCACAUUUCUGUAUCAACGAGUCUUUUGUCCGAAAGCGGGCAAGCUUGUCACCCUGACUCCUCCUGAGAAGGAUAUCAUUUUGGACGAGUUGCCAUUCAUUGGAGGCGAUGUAGACCCGGAAAUUGCUGUGGGAAUCGCACGGGGCGACCUUCACCCGACUACGAAGCAGGAGAUCGUCUUGAAACCACUGGCUCCUCGCAGGCCGCUCAAUGCCAUUACUCGCCGGCAGACUCUUGGAUCAUCGGCAGAAUUGAAGGCAAAAAAGCCCAUCGACACGUUUUUCACACCUAAACGUGUUCCGUUAGCUGAACUGGACCCCAACAGUCUCACGCCUUCUCCAAGUCAGCAACGCCUGCUAGAACGCCAUGCUAAUACAUCUUGGGAAGGUAGAGCUGCACCAUCUCGACCAGGCGUGGUGGGAUCGGCCCCUGUUCCGGGACUUUCUCAUAGAAUUUCGAGCCCACUGAUCAGAAGUGUGGAACGAAAUUCUUUCUUGGCACACGCUGCCAAAGUAUCGACUUUCCAACCAGCCAAGCGGCAACGCCUAUGCGCGGAAACGGAGGAAGAAAGCUUACCUGAUCGAGCGGAUUGUCGCAGUCGGUUCUUCGCACCCUGUCUGGACAAUUCCAGUCCCAGCGGGUUGAAGGCCACUCGAACCAAGCGCAAGUCUAACUUGGGUGUUUUCUCUGAUGAGCUUGCUGAGCAGAUUAUGACUCAAAUUCCGGACCCUGAAGUCAGUACCAGCGAGUCAACAGAGGCAGUGGACUCGUCUCCCGGACCGCUGCUAGAGGCAAAAGACAAGAGAGAUGAGAAGCCGGUUCUCUCUAGUUUCGUCUUCAAGUCUCCGGCUCACGAUCGGAUUUCCACCGCAUCCAGGCCUCCGGGGCAGCCACGUCCGUCUGGCCUGUCCCCGCGACGUCGACUCACUCCCUUGCAACGCAUGGGUCGGACUGCUCUAGCUCGAUCUCGGUCGGUGAAUGCUCUUCCGCAAGUGAAGGCGUUCGCUCCUCCCAGGAUAAUGGAACGUUCGGCAACGACUCUGGCCCAGGGCAGUGAAGAUAUGAUUAUUCCCAAUAGCGAUGACGAUGAGGAAGAAGAGGAAGAUGCGAAGAGUUCCCAACCAUUAGUGGACUUGAAGAAAUUCUUGUAUGCGAAGUAG